This is a messenger RNA of Myxozyma melibiosi, 2525 nucleotides long. RefSeq names its product ubiquitin fusion degradation protein UFD1-domain-containing protein. The record is from RefSeq and is a predicted model, not a curated record. Gene Ontology annotation, molecular function: polyubiquitin modification-dependent protein binding. The transcript has 2 exons. Gene Ontology annotation, cellular component: VCP-NPL4-UFD1 AAA ATPase complex. The coding region runs from base 379 to 2352 and encodes 657 amino acids. NCBI's taxonomy places the organism in Eukaryota, Fungi, Ascomycota, Lipomycetes, Lipomycetales, Lipomycetaceae.
ACUAUGACCACUUAUGCACAAAACAUCACGGGGUUUGCCACUUUAGGCGUGGGAGGUUAUGUCAUCACUGCCGUCGUCGUCAUUCAUGAGAUGUGCCUGAUAUUGAUAUCGUGAAGUGAAGAGAGUGCUCUUUUGUGCAUAUCUGUUAUCAGAUACAGAUAUACAGAUAGUCUCGAGAAGCGUCUCUUUGAGGAGUCUCGGAUCAGAUCUCACUCCUCCUACUCAUCUCUACUCACUCCACUCAUCUCUACUCAUCCACUUCCCAACACCUCCAUUACUCAUCCGCAUUCUACGUCGUUCUGAUCCGUAAGCACUUGCUCUAUAAGGCCUCCAUCUCCCUGCAAACACACUUCCUCUCCUUAUCCACUUCUCUCCCCCAUGGAUUCAACCUACAACAACCGCACACUCCUCAUCCCCCGAGUCCGCCCUUCCCUCGCUUUCUCCGACCGUAUCAUCCUCCCCCAGUCCGUCCUCGAGCGACUCCUAGACGCCGCCGGCAGAGACCCUCUCCCCUCGCCCCUCACCUUCCGCCUCACAAACCCCGCCACCAACGCUGCGACCCAUUGCGGCGUCCGCGAGUUCUCCGCCCCCGACGGCACCGUCUACAUCUCCCAGCAACUCGCGUCCUCGCUCGGUCUAUCAGCAAAGCAGCUCGCCGAGGCGGCCGCAGUGGCAGACUCCGGCGAGCCAUGGGAUCUGGACGCGCCACCGCCGUCGUUGAUUGUUUCCCGGCAUGAUCUGCCAAAAGGCACGUCCGUCAACCUCCGUCCGCUCGAUAACGACUACCUUGCCAUCGACGACGACUGGAAAGCUCUACUAGAGUCAUCUCUGCAGUCGUCUUAUACAACCCUCACAAACGGCCAGAUGCUCUCAAUCUCUCAUCCCGCGACUCACGCUACCAUGUCCUUCCUGGUCGACAAACUUCAGCCCGAGGACGCGGUCUGCAUCGUCGACACCGACCUCAGCGUUGAUUUCGAAGCUAUAUCGGACGACCAUGCGCGAAAGUCAGUGGCCAAGAGAGACGCGAAGCGGAAAGCAGAUGGCGGGCGGUCAGUCGAGGUAGUAGCCGAUAGCCCCGAGCAGCCAUUAACUGGCGCGUUUUUGGACGCCGAAUCACUCAAAGAUCCAUUUUACUUUGCAUUGAAGAGUUGGAACAAGAGCAAGCCUCUGCGGUUCGAGAUCGAUGUUAUGAAGCUUCAGGAAGAUGAGGAGGUAGACUUAGACCCUCGAUCAGCUGAUCUCUAUAUUUCCGUGGGCGACGAUAGCAAACCGUCAAGCAGGUUUUACGAGUGGUCAACAAUCGUCGAGGAGACAAACGAAAUCACGAUUUUUCCUACAAAUUCACUCCUCGCAUCGGCCGAGCAGAUCCAGAUCGCCGUCGAAAGCUGCGCGUCUCCUCUCCGAUUUUCUCUCAAGAUAACGCAGCAGAUUGCAGAAGAUACCAAUAGUGUUGAAUCGACACCUGCUCCGGACGCUAGAGAGUGUUCAAAUUGUCAUCAAUUUUUUCCGCCUAGGACGUUUCAACUUCACUCGGCAUUCUGCGAAAGAAACAAUGUACUAUCCGCCUGCAUCUGCGGCCAGGAAUUCAGCAACUCGCUCAGUCUUGUGCAUCACAAAACCACAACCUGUCCCCAGAAACUCCACACAUGCCGGUUCUGCCAUCUCCGGCUGCCUCAAGAGGAAGCGUCUGAUUCGCAGUCUGAUCUCCUGGCGGGCUACACCGGCCACGAAUCUCGCUGCGGGACGCGCACGACGGAAUGCCCACGCUGCGGCCGCAGCGUUCGUCUGCGCGACGUCGAUAGCCAUAUGCAGCUACACGAGAUGCAGCGCGUGUCGACGCCGAUGCCGGCGGUAUGUACGAACCCUCUAUGCGUCCGAGUUACGGAAGGCGACGCGGUUACGGCUACGAGCAACAGUCUUGGGCUCUGCCCUUCAUGCUUUGGCCCGCUCUAUUCGCCCAUGCACGACCCCACAGGUGCGCGCCUGAAAAGUCGGAUCGAGAGAAGAUAUUUCAUCCAGCUCUCGACCGGCUGCAAGAAAAGCCUGUGCGAGAACAAGCAGUGCGCGACCGGUCGCGCGAAUCUGGGAAUGGACAAGUACGCGCCGGGCGAGGUUCCCGCGGUGGUCUCUGAGCUGGUGCAGAGCGGGAAACUCCAGUUCUGCGUGGACGACGGGAUGACGAGACGGAGGAAGCUCGUGGACUGGAUUGCAGAAGACCGGGAGUUUGCGAGACCGUGGAUUUGCAAGGCGGUUAAUGAGAUUGGAGUUAGUGAAGGGGAGGAGAGCGAGAGCGAGGCUGCGGUCAGGAAUUGGCUUGCGGCGAAUGGAGUUAGGAUUAGUGAAGCGCGAUAGAGUGUAUAUAUGUGUAUAUAGUAACGAGAUCUACGAUUGUUUGCAUGGUAUAUAUACAAGAUAUAUACAACAAUUCAACUACAGACAGACAUCCAGCGGUCAUCAGCGAGCAGACAAAGAAAGGUCGGGUAAACCCGUAUUCCGGGUAACAAAUCUCUGCACAACCGCACAAA